CUUUUUCCAGAAGAACCUGUUUUGGCGUGAAGGAGAGUGGGCGGUCUCUUGCUCAGGACACCGUUCCUCCAUUCAAUUACAGCUAGCACGCUGCAUGGCGCACGAGUCUCGCCACAUGAAGAGGCACUAGUGAGGAUUCCAUGGCCUGCCACUCACUGUUGUUGUACUAGUCAAAUAGUUCAUACUGAUACACAUAUAUCAUGGGCGACAUAGACCAGAUGCACUUCACUGCAGUGGACUAUGCUAUCUUCGUGCUGCUCCUUGUAGCAUCAGCAGGCAUUGGUCUGUUCCAUGCAUUUUCAGGAGGCCAUCAGAGUACUACACGUGAGUUCCUGCUGGCUGAUCGCAGCAUGAGCUGCCUACCUCUCUCACUGUCCCUGCUUGCCACUUUUCAGUCGGCUGUCGCCAUUUUGGGUGCACCAGCUGAAAUUUAUGCUUAUGGCACACAGUACUGGUUCCUGGGCUGCUCCUACUUCCUGGGCCUGCUCAUCCCAGCACACAUCUUCAUUCCAGUUUUCUACCGUCUACAUCUUUCCAGCGCCUAUCAGUAUCUGGAGCUUCGCUUUAAUAAAACUGUACAGAUAUGUGGCACCUUGACCUUCAUCUUUCAGAUGGUAAUCUAUAUGGGAGUGGUACUGUAUGCACCUGCACUUGCACUGAAUGCAGUAACUGGUUUUGACCUCUGGGGGGCUGUUCUGGCAAUGGGACUUGUGUGUACACUCUAUACAACACUGGGUGGCCUCAAAGCAGUCAUCUGGACAGAUGUGUUCCAGACAAUAGUGAUGUUUGCUGGACAGCUGGCUGUGAUUAUAGUGGGCACCCACCAGGCAGGUGGAAUUUCUGAGGUGUGGAUGAAAGCCCAGAAUGGCAGCCGCAUCUCAUCCAUUGUGCUGAACCCUGACCCCUUGGAGAGGCACACAUUUUGGACACUGGCUGUUGGGGGCAUCUUCCUCAUGCUGGCACUCUACGGAGUCAACCAAGCUCAGGUCCAGAGAUACCUUAGCUCCCGUUCUGAAAGAGAGGCCAUCAUGUCCUGCUAUGUGGUGUUUCCAUGUCAGCAAAUAGUCCUGGCACUGGGUUGUCUCAUGGGACUGGUCAUGUUUGCUCGCUAUGGUGAAGACAGUCCUUUGGAUAAGGGCUACGUCAAGACCAAUGACCAGAUGGUGCUGUAUUUUGUGAUGGAUGUGCUCAGAGACCUUCCUGGUUUGCCUGGACUGUUUGUUGCUUGUCUUUUUAGUGGGGCUCUCAGCACAAUUUCAUCUGCCUUCAACUCCCUGGCAACGGUUACCAUGGAAGAUCUAAUCAAACCCUUUUAUCCUGGCAUGACGGAGGCACGAGCCACACUACUAUCUAAAGGGCUCGCUCUUGGCUAUGGACUGGUGUGUCUGGCUAUGGCUUAUAUCGCUUCUCUAAUGGGCUCUGUGUUACAGGCAGCACUCAGUAUUUUUGGGAUGGUUGGUGGGCCUCUUCUUGGCCUCUUCUGUCUAGGCAUGUUCUUUCCUUGGGCCAACUCUGUUGGAGCAGUGACUGGCUUGGUAUCAGGACUGAUUAUGGCUUUCUGGAUUGGAAUUGGCAGCUUCAUUUCCCGUAUGGAAGUACCAGGAACACCCAUAUUUAACACCACAGUCCUUCAUGACACAAGAAACACAACUGCUAUCAUGACUACAGUUAUUACUUCCAUCACAGCAAAACCCAAGCCCAGUGGACUGCAGGCCCUCUAUUCGUUGUCCUACAUGUGGUACAGUGCUCACAACUCAGCCACAGUUGUAGUGGUAGGACUGUUGGUCAGCUUUCUCACUGGACCCUGGAAGGAGAAGGACUUGACCCCAGGUACAGUUUACCCCGUGUUGGGAAUGCUGCUUUUUUUUCUGCCUGAGCGCUACAGGGAGAAGCUUUGCUGUGUUACUCCUCUGGAGCACAAGUCCCAGGCUCUGAACAGGCAGCCGUAUGAAAACAGACCGAAAGAGACCAGCAUUGUCCAAGUUCAGGAUGAACACAAGAACGAACAGGAGGAGUCCAAAACCUCAGAGGUCUCUUGCAAGCUGGUGAAUGUGGAACAGGAGACAGCUUUGUGAUUGUUCCCUAAAUCCUUUAUAUAACACAUGCUCAAGGCCAUAUUUAUUGUCUCAUAAACCAAACAAUUAUGACUAUCAUGAUGUCAGAAAAGUCUGUUUCUAUAUAGGUUAACCGUUCAGGUGUAACAUUACACAAUUAUAACGGUUGUUAUAUGUUACAUUGAUAACGCAAUACUAACAAAUUUAGCACUAAACUCACAUAGGAGGAUGUGUGUGGAUUGCACAAUUCAUUUUCUGUAUAAAUAGAAAAAUCUGACAUGACGUGAGUUGACCAAUUAAGUAAACAUUAAUUAACAAGUCUCAACAUUUGCAUGAUUCAUAGAAAAUAAUGACCUAGGUCAAAGUGAGUAAUCACAUCUUUAUACCUGAUCUGGUUUAUUUGAAAUAUGGUCCCUAGACAAAAAUCAGUAGCUUGUGCCAUUUCUUUAAACACUUUAAUAACUGUGCAAAAACUGUCAUGUCAUGUUUGGCUAAUACUUCCAAUUUUUGGUGUUUCAGUAUAGUAUUUUGAUGGGACAUGAAGCACAAGAGGCAACACCUGAGUCUGGAAAAUGACUGACAAAUACAGUUGUAGUUACCUUAGUCCAGGUGUCUUUUUGUUUAGUAACGCUAGUCCAUUAUUGGUGAAUGUGGUAUGUUUUGACUGGGUAACAUUAAUGUAUCUGUACUGCUCGGCAGGGGCAGUUCUAGGCCUUUUUUAGGGUGGCUUCAGCCCCCCUGUCUGUGGUCUCAGCCACCCUAAAACUAAAAAUUACAUUAAAAUGCAGGACAUGUCGUCGAUGGGAAAGAAAAUUUAUUUAUCAGUUUGAUCCAAGAGCGAUGUUUUUUACUUUGCUUUUAUGCACAUGCGUUGUAGUCUUUCGAAAGUGCGUCAUCAGCUGUCUGCUUUAUUAGAACGGAGAAGCACAGGUACGCGCAGCGUGCACGCGCAGUCAGAGCUGGAGGCAUUUAUCUAUAACGUUAAUCGGUGGAAAAUCGAAACCGAAUAUUCUUAUUACCAGAGUUGUAGCACAAACAAAAUAUUAAAGCAAACAAUCCAUUCAAUACUAAAUAAAAAUAACAUUUAUUGAUUUGGUUUUUGUCUUGUGAAUAUUAACAUUAGCUUUUUUUUUCAUAUUACAUUUUUUUACUCCAGAACCUCUUAAUGUUUGAAUUACUUGAGCAGACUUCAAUAAUAUCAAAUAAGAUCGUAAUCUGAAAUUUAUGGGACUCCAUAAUCGAUGUUUAGAAAUGAAGGAUGUUGCUGUUGGGGGACUUGUAUUUGACGUCAAUGCAACAAUCAAUUGCUUAAUUUGUUCUUUAACUCCAAAACUUGGCACUUACUGUUAAUUAUAAAACUCCUUAUAGAACUGCAUUACAUUUGCACUCUGCUAAUGUGGAAAUAAUUUUUUGGCAGUACAAAUGUGCGAAUAUAAACUUUUCCACUCACCAUAGUUAAUGGUUUAUGAGAUAACAAUGUUGUAUAUCAGAAAUUACUAUAUUACUAAAAAUGUGAAGAUUGGACAAUAAUAGAAAUCAAGUUGGCUAAAAUGAGUACGAAACCACAGGCUAUGAAAGUAUGUUAAGUGGCUUUAUCUGUGUUGAUUGUGAUAUUAUUUUUUGCUUUGCUAAACACGUGGUGUAUGUUUAACGGACUAAAUGCAGUCAUCACUUAUACUGAAAACUGCUGGCCUAGUUUUCAGUAUUUUUUUCUGCCUGAUCAGCUAAAAAUAUAACACACUUUAUUUUAUAUACCUAGGUCUUUAAAUUCACAGAUUCUCUCUGCCUUAAGACCUUAAAGCCAUCCUAUGGGGCAUUUCACAAUGGGGUUUUUCUGAUUUGUGCUGAUUAGGCUUUGUGUUUUUGAGAGUGUGAGAUAUGUUAUGUUGUCCCAAUGUGAAACAGCAUUUGUGAUGUAUUAGCUGUUUUUCUCUUGCAGUUUUUAUUUUAGAUUUAUUUCAGUGUGUUGUGUGGUGUUUAUUGAAUGGACCUCAAAUUGUUGUUCCUCUCCAAAGACCAAUAUAAGAUGUUUAUCUGACUUUAGAUUUGACAGUUUGUAAUCUGUCUGUAUUUUGUUGCAAGCAGUACAUUGUUGAGAUUAGAUACAGUUUGUUCUUUCUGAAAUCUCUGAUGGGACCUAGUAAAUAUUUGUGCUUUAAAAAAUUACAGUUGAAGGACAAGUGCUUGAAUUGACUAAAGCAGUGUUUCCCAACCCUUAAUCUAGGGCAUUAUUGAUUUAUUCUACAGUAUCUGCACAAUGGUGCAUUCAGUCUGUUACUUCGAAAGUCUUUAGUUUAAUGGCUUUUUUUUUUCAUUUAGAAUGACUAAAUGCAUAAGACUAAUUCUAGCUCCUGUUUGUUCUUUGGAUAAGAAUAUUUAGACCCCUAAUAGCUACAAUGAAAUAAUUGGGAGUUUAGACUGAAGUUCACUGCCAGAGAGUCAUCAUGCCAACUAAUAUGUAACACUGACUUUAUCUUGUCUUCUGAUGGAUUGAUAGAAAUGACUAUUAACUUAUAAACAUUUCUUGUCCUAGAAAUCUGCAUGCUGUCUGUCCAUCAUCUUUUCAUACCUGAUGUUACUUGAAGUGUAUGCACUAGUGCUUUCUUUCAGCAUCUUAAUUUCUCUGACACAUCAGUUUUAUUUUCCCUGUAACAAAUGCACAUUAUUGGGUCAUACUUCUUAUUUUAACAAAUUUGAAAGUAGAAAUACAUUCCAAUAAUUGUUUAAAAAAGAUCUUAUGCUGAAUUAGCUAACUCUUUACAUUGUAAUCUAAACAUUAUACCAAGGUAUUGUUUAUUUAUCACCUCUGAAGUCCGGAAAGCACUUUGCCACUGUGUGUCACUACUGCCUCAAUGCUUUAUUUCUCUGUACAUUUUUUUCAAAUUUGCAUUUAAUGUGUUAAGAAAGCAUAGCACUCAAGUAAUUACAAUCCAAGGCAUAAGAUUUGUAUAAUAAAUAUAUUAUGAAAAGAUUUAUUUUUAUAGAUAUUUUCACAUUUAUAUAUGGUUUCCCAUUUAGUCAUUCCUAGUGUGCAUCUCUCUUUAUGUACAUUUUUAUACACACACCCUGAUCAGCCAUAACAUGUAAGGCCCAGGUGAGGUAAAUACCAUUGUCUCCUUCUUGACGUUGAUGUUCUGGAAGCCGGAAAAAUGUACAGCAAAUGUAAGGAUCUGAGCAUCUCCACAACAGCAGGUCUUGUGGGGGGUGAUCCUAGUAUGCACUGGUUCAAGGAAAGACAACUAAUGCACACGUGACAGGGUCAUUGAUGCUUGUGGCGAGUGAAGGCUAGUCCAUGCAGACAGAUCCUACAAAAGAGUUUUGAAUUGCUGUAAAAGUUCAUGCUGGCUAAUAUAGAAAGGUGUCAGUAGAAACAGAGCGUCACAUAUAUACGCAUGUAUGUGAAAGUCAGUAUAGUUUUACUGCCUUGGUUAUGCUUUCACCCUGUUUGUUUCUUUGGUUGAAGUUUCAGAGAGAUUUCAGGAAGCACUAUGAAGAGGCAUGUGUUGGAGCUAGGGAUGGUGCAAUGGCAGUGAUGACACUUUGCACACUUACUCAGUGAUAACAAUGACACUUUGCACACUUACUUGAGCAAUGAUAGCGAUGACAUUUUUCACUCUUACUUGAGCAAUGAUAGCGAUGACAUUUUUCACACUUACUUGAGCAAUGAUAGCGAUGACAUUUUUCACACUUACUUGAGCAAUGAUAGCGAUGACAUUUACUUUAUGCUCUUGAAAACCAAUCAAAUCUCUUUGUAAUGAAAACUUAAAGUGUUUUUCAUUGUGUACUUUUAAAAAAAUGAAAUGUUUGCUUGGGAUUUGUAGUGUUUGUUUUAUUCAGAUUCAUCACCCUUUUACCUUCACUCAUUUAUAUUUUUUAAAAUUAUGUGAAAUAAACAUGAAUAUAAAUGUAGUACAAGUAUGAAUGUGGAUCUAAUAUGAUAGACAUGCAUAAGAUAAUAUGGGCCAUAAUAAUACUGCUGGUGUUUUGUAUGUGUUGUAUAGUUUUCCUUAAUAAAGAUGUCCAUUUAUCAA
Molecule: messenger RNA, 6085 nt
Organism: Tachysurus vachellii
Lineage: Eukaryota; Metazoa; Chordata; Actinopteri; Siluriformes; Bagridae
Gene: slc5a6a
Product: solute carrier family 5 member 6a
Exons: 16
Coding region: 201-2075 (624 amino acids)
Biological process (GO): sodium ion transport; biotin transport; pantothenate transmembrane transport
Cellular component (GO): membrane
Molecular function (GO): sodium-dependent multivitamin transmembrane transporter activity
Source: RefSeq, a predicted model, not a curated record